Myxozyma melibiosi is the source of this 2488-nucleotide messenger RNA. Its product is annotated as anaphase-promoting complex subunit 5-domain-containing protein. The record is from RefSeq and is a predicted model, not a curated record. Gene Ontology annotation, biological process: anaphase-promoting complex-dependent catabolic process; positive regulation of mitotic metaphase/anaphase transition; protein K11-linked ubiquitination. The coding region runs from base 47 to 2335 and encodes 762 amino acids. The transcript has 3 exons. Gene Ontology annotation, cellular component: anaphase-promoting complex. Gene Ontology annotation, molecular function: protein binding. Lineage: Eukaryota; Fungi; Ascomycota; Lipomycetes; Lipomycetales; Lipomycetaceae.
UUUAGAUCACCUGGAUUUCGUCAACAAAACAGACCAGCACCCCGUCAUGGAGCAAGACGACUUGCGAGAGCAUCUAGCGGGUGCCAAAAAACUAGUUGACUUUGUCACGCCGCAGAAGCUGGCGGUGAUUGCGCUGCUGCAGGUGUACUGCGAGUUCUCUGUGAGGAGCGAGCAUCGAUGUCGUGUGCUGCGAACGAUUAUGAAUUAUAUCUGCCCGACGUCGCUUAGUCUUAUGUUUAAGGAUCUUGGUGAGAUUCAGAAGGAUUUUAAAGGGUGUCAGGAUCAUGCUGGGCGGGAUUUCUUUGCCGUGUAUAUGGCUCAUCUCGCGGAAAUUGAAGAAAUCGAGGACAUGCACUUUUACUUUGAAGGGCUUAAUGUCGAUUUCUUCAAACCAGACGAUGGUUCUCCUCCUCUGGUCUCGCCAAACUCAUUAAUAGGCUCCUUCCUCCGCCGCUGUUAUCUGGAGUAUCAGGAGAUGACGUUUGAGGAUCGUCAGGUUUUGUGGGAAGGGUUCCUGCGGUUGCAGAAGCGGCAGGUGAAGUCAUUGGCGAAGAAUAUCGAGGCGUUCAGUCGAAGGUUGGAAGGUACGAACGUGGGCGGGACUGUUGCGACUGAAGACUCUGGUUCUCUGCUUGCUGUCGAUGAUAUGAUGCGCAUAUUUGAAUGCUUGAUGCAGUACAUGCAUGAGCACGGAACACAUCUGUCAUUCUCCAUGCUCGAGACUCUCGAAUACGCAAUCUACUCGACCGGCAAGCGCCCAUCAGCAAUCUACUACGUCAAAUUCCUCCACGCCUGGCGCAUAGGCGACUACCGACAAGCAAACGAAUACAUUCGAAGUUACUUUGACUUUGCGAAUAUCAAAGACCAGAAAGCGCGUCAUCAGUACGCGUUGCUCAAUCUGGCCAUGAUGCAGGCUGAGUUUGGAUGCCAUGAUGAGGCGGUCGGAGCGAUCCAGGAAGCUAUACGCACCGCGCGAGAGUUUCGGGACACGCCGUGUCUUAAUUUCUGUCUGUCGUGGGUGACGAUGAUGCAGGCUGAGUUGCCGUUGCUGUAUUCCAGUAUCGCUACCGAUGACGAGAACACGUCGAAUUAUUUGAAAGCAAAGACGCAAGAGUGCGGCAUGGUUGAUUUACAUUCUUCGGUUUAUCUGGCGGAUAUGCGGACGCUGAUGGCGGAAGGGGCGUCUCCUGUCGAGGUAAUUGAGGCGGUUGAGAAGAGCAUGCUCAUCCUGUCGACAGUCUGUAUGCCUCCCGCGAUAGAGACUCUCUACAGUACCAAAGCUGCUCUGUGGGCCAGGCUCGGUAUCGAGCCGCUGUCGAUGUUUUAUGAAGAAGCCGGCGCCAAGAUCUUUGACUCUAGCAAAAUAUUCAGCGAGUCGGUGAUAAAAGCUAGACUUCGAAAAGCCUACGGCGAUACAUUAAGAGGUGACCACCGGGAUGCUCUAGAUACAUAUGCAGCUCUGAGAGAUGUCGCGUGUAUGAGUCGCUGGACAAAGGCUCGCUGGCUUAUGUUUACCCAGCUCACGAAUUUGCGGAUCGCAGUUCGACAACAGUGGAUUUCUGAAGCGAAUCAUUUCUUCCAGCUGUUGCAGAAAACAGAGUUGAGUGACAGCGAUGUCACGCUUGAGCUUUCGAUGGUGUUUACCGAGUACUAUAUGUUGACUGAAAACACCGAGCUUGCUGUUUCUGAGAUCACAAGGAAUUUGGAGUCUGCGAUUUUCAAAAGCGCCGAUCUGCACACGCAGCUCAGGUAUCAAAUUGCCUAUGCGGAACUGAUGUGCAAGAUAGGACACCACUACCGAGGUUAUUCGUUGAUGAUGCGAGUGGUAGCUGUCGCAGAGCGCAACUGUAUCUUACCCUGCAUGGUCAGCGCGAUCCUGGUUCUCUGCAUGAUCUUCAUAUCGUCCCGGCAGUUUGACUCUGUCCUUGCAAUCAUGGACACGGUCUUUCCAUUCGCAAUCAUGGGCAAAGACUAUGACUCGCUGGCUCGCGCGUUCCACCUCACUUUUGUCGCCAUGGUCGGCGCAAACGACCUCUGCGCGGAAAAACUCGCGCGAAGUAGCGGUAAACAAAGGGAGGAUAUGCUGCAGAAACUAGCCCAUAGCGUCAAAUACGCCCACUGCGCGUUUCUGCUCUACAACGGACAUGGUCGUGUUGAGCUUGCAAACGAAGUAUCGGCAUCUCUGGCUUUGCUUUCGGAUCUGCUCGGUGAAAACUACAAAAGCGAACGCGACAAGUAUGUGAGCGAGUUCUUUAGCUCGCUGCCUGAAUUGAAGCCCGUCACGGCAAAUCUCGAGACGUCGGUUUUUUACGAUGAACGCCAUAAGAGAAUUUGAGAGUUGUUUUUCUUUGUCUUUUCCUAGUUUUUUGCAUAUGCAUGGCGUUUUUCUAUAUCAGUUAUGGGAUUGUAUUUUAGAUAGCAGUUUGUACUGUGUUACCACGAAAAAUUGAGGUCUACAUUCGGAGAGAACACUUUAGUACCUGAUGGU